Molecule: messenger RNA, 603 nt
Organism: Puccinia triticina
Lineage: Eukaryota; Fungi; Basidiomycota; Pucciniomycetes; Pucciniales; Pucciniaceae
Exons: 4
Coding region: 1-603 (200 amino acids)
Source: RefSeq, a predicted model, not a curated record
AUGGUGGGACAGGCAGUUCAUAUCCCUGGCUUCUGGCUUGAUGAUGAGGCUGAAGGACACGCUGUGACGGCUGCGUCGUCUGGGGACAGGGAAACCCACGAAGGACUCGACAUAGCAAAUUGCGUUUUGCAUUUUCCAGUUGAUACCGACCACAGACCAACGCUGCCAUCGAUCGCCUCUCGUGCAUCAUGGUCACCGCCUUCGCUUCCACCCAAGCUCACCACGGUCCUGCUCAAGUUCGACAAAACUACGGUCCUCUUACCCGUGACGAAGAAGACGCGGAUAUCCGAUCUGAAGACAGGCUUUCUGGCAGCCUUGAGCGGCACGAAGACGGCUCCGCUGAAUGCGGCGCUCGAGGACACGGCCUCCUUCCAGAUCUUUCGCCUAUCGAGUUCCCUGAAGGAUCAUGGCUCGGCUGGCGCGAACAGUAGCUCGCUGGAUUCGUGGGAUGCGCUGUCGGACGAGCAUGCGACCAUGUCCGAUCUGUCUGUCGAAGAGGCUGAGACUCUCGGAAUCGGUUUCAAAAAUCCAAAAGGGGAUCCAAUCUUAGGCUCUUACGAUCCACCAGUGAUUGAAAUUUGGAGAGAACAAGAAGCUGAUUAA